Molecule: messenger RNA, 855 nt
Organism: Micropterus dolomieu (smallmouth bass)
Lineage: Eukaryota; Metazoa; Chordata; Actinopteri; Centrarchiformes; Centrarchidae
Gene: cdkn2c
Product: cyclin-dependent kinase inhibitor 2C (p18, inhibits CDK4)
Exons: 5
Coding region: 167-661 (164 amino acids)
Biological process (GO): negative regulation of cell population proliferation; regulation of cyclin-dependent protein serine/threonine kinase activity
Cellular component (GO): nucleus
Molecular function (GO): cyclin-dependent protein serine/threonine kinase inhibitor activity; protein kinase binding
Source: RefSeq, a predicted model, not a curated record
GUCGGGCUGAUCGGCUCCCCCUCCCUCAGUCUCUGAGUUUGCAUGCUGAUAUUAUAACACGAUGGCAGCCCGAAUACAGUUAUUUUGCGUUCGACUCGGUAGGAUGACACCUAAUGACCAGAUACACGGAGGAAGGCGUGUGUUAUGGUUUUAAUCACAUUUAAAAAUGGCUGACAGGUCAGUAGCUGACAAGCUUUGCAGUGCCUCGGCCAGGGGAAACCUACCUGAAGUGUUGUUUUUGCUGCAAAAUGGAGCAGAUGUUAAUGGAUUUAAUACAUUCAACAGAACUGCACUGCAGGUGGUGAAGUUGGGGAACACCGCCGUGGUUGAGGCUCUUCUCUUGGUAGGGGCAGACAUCAACGUACGCGACCCGGCCUGUGGCCUGACCGUGACCCACGACGCAGCACGUGAGGGAUUCAUUGAUUCUGUGCGCGUGCUGGUGGAACGCGGGGCAGAUACGAACAUCGUGGAUAAGCAGGGUAACCUGCCUCUUCACCUGGCAGCCAGGGAGGGCCAUCUGGAGGUGGUCCAGCUGCUGAUCGGACGCACCGCGAACCCCCAAACGCCCAACGGUCUGGGUUACACAGCCAGGCAGCUCGCGUUCCUCAACGGGAGGAUGGACACUGUCAAAUACAUCGACGAGUAUUUGAGCUCACAGUAGAGGAGGAAGAGGAUGAAGACGAAGGCUUCUUUUGCUUCUGCCAGUCUACUCAUGUCUUUUUGCAGAUAGGCUACUUUAACCCUUCGUUUGUUAUAGGCAUUUCUGUUAUGUACAUGUACAUGCUGUUUGGUUACCCAAAGAAGAGACCAAGCACAUGUUAAUAAAUGCCAAAAUAAAAAAGACAAUAACACUGA